This is a messenger RNA of Medioppia subpectinata, 195 nucleotides long. Lineage: Eukaryota; Metazoa; Arthropoda; Arachnida; Sarcoptiformes; Oppiidae. The record is from the annotation of a GenBank genome assembly.
AUGACUGCCACUCUUCAUGAGCUACAACCGGCACCGGAGCCCAAACUCCCAAAUGGCAAGACUGGCAAAACGGGCCAUUCAUACACCACUACAACAUCUGAUCUACCGUCAUAUGCCUAUUGCUAUGGCUCGGAAAGACCUUUCCACGAGCGCAAACGCAGUCCUCAAUCAAAGUCAACACUAUACAUGUUUUAA